AACUGAUAAGUGGAUAUGUAUAUAAAAAUCUGGACUUGUGGUUAGUUCAAAGCGCGCGAACGGUCACAACAAAUAUGGUAAUAUCGGCUUUCUUAUUUGAGGCAUCAUGAUUUCGUGCGUGUAUAGUUUUAUCUCCUUGUUGCAGUAUAAAUAAAACUUGUUAACACCUUAACACUACACAAAAAACUUUCGCAUGUAACACCAUUAUCACAAUCAGUGUGAAACCGCUCAAUAGGAAAAAAAAAAGAGCACUUUACCUGAAAUUACAUCAGUAAUAUAAAGAAUUUUAACACCUUAAGACUAUAUUUUCACAAUCUUUAACUAUAUUACCACAUAAUUUGAGUAGCUAUAUUAUCUUGGCAUAAAUACAACUAGUCCUUUAUAAUAAUUUCUUUCCGCCACGAUGGAUCGAUCAACGUACGUUGGUUUGCUCUUUUCCAUUGCUGCAUUAACUUUCAUUUUAAAUGGCUUACUAAUUACGCUUGGUUUGCUUAACAGGCGGAAAUUCGUUACAGCAUAUGAUACGAUGUUGUUGUUUUUAAUAGUAAUUGAAUUUCUACAAGGAGUUGUCGGUUAUCCAGUCGAAUUAUUAACAGACAUAAAACACGGAGGUUUUUCAUGUGUUUUAGCUGCAUAUUUAAUAGCAAGUCUAGCUCUUGUUACGAUUUCACUUUUGGCAGCGUUAGCAUUAAUGAGAGUCAUAUCAGUGAUAUUUCCAUACAAGUCACGCUUGUGGUUAAAUUCUAGGACAAGCUGUCUAUAUUACAUUAUACCAUCAACCUUAUAUGGAUUUGCAUGGGGUACCUUUCCCCUUCUUGGUUGGAGUAAAUAUUCUCCUGAGCUCAACAGCGACAGAAGAUGUUCUAUAGAUUUAAUUGGUCGAGACAAGAACACUCUUUCUUUUCUGUAUGCGUUAAUGAUCGCAUGCUAUUUCAUACCAUUAACAGUUAUGUUUGUUUCCAGUUUUGUAAUAGCAAAGAAGAUACGGAAUAAUGUUAGACCGGAACACACUAGAAAGGUGCGACUAAGAAAGGAAAGACGAACAACAUUGUUUUUAUUUGUUGUCAUAGCAGCAUUUGUGAUUGCUUGGACUCCCUAUGCAUUGAUGAUUUUUCUUAUAAUAAUUGGUGAAAACGUAACCAGGACUUGGUUUGAUUACUCAGCACUUCUUGCAAAAAGUUCCAGUUUCUACAAUCCUGUUAUUUACGUGAUUAUGAACAAGAGGAUCCGUGUUGCGCUUUUUAACUUCUUAACAAUCAAACGGAGAUCAAGAAAGAAUAUUCAAAAGAUUGAACUGCACAAUGGCUUUAAUAACAUUCGAGAAAGACGCAAACAUCAACAAAACAUUCCAAACAGUUCUCAAAACACACCAUAGUAACGUAUUACGUAUGUAAUUUACAGUGUUUGUUUUUAUUAUUCACUUGUUUUUUCGUAUAGUUCGUAGAUGAACUGUGGCGUUGAGUAACUUACUAAGGUUCUGAAAAAGUUUGCGUAGAUUAAUUUUUGAGGUUGGCUGCUUAAGAGGGUAUGGAUUUAUUUUAACGAUCAAGCUUCACAAAUAUUUCACAAGCUUCUAAUCGAUAGCAGAGAUUUUAAAAGAUUAAACAAGUUAUUAUGAAAUUAUUAAAUCUGACCUGAAAAAUGUGACCUCGGACAUGAAAGGCGAAUAUUUUAAGUGUGUGUUGAUUGUUUGAUAGAAUAUUUUUCUUUGAAGGUAUCAGCUAGCUGAGUCUAAAUUUGCAAUGAAUUAUAUGCAGCUAGAACCAAACCUCGAACAAGCUUUUCAGUUGUUAGUUUUGAUAAAGGAACAAGAAUGUCACAUUAAAAACGGGUUGCAAGAAAAGCAAAAAUUUAAAGUGAGAAGAACUUUGAAAAUCAGAACAUAAAGAGAUUUUUUUGAGAGUGUGAGAUCGUUAAAAAUAAUUGACUAGUUUUUAAACUAUUCCUGAUAUCAAUAGUGUAAGUAUAUAUUAUAUAAAGAAAUUAGAAAUUAAUAUUUACUGAUUUUAUUGAAACCCCAUUAAAUGAAUUUGGUGAAGCGUGAAAUUUAUUGAUUUUUUUUACCUAAUUAAUUUUUGUGAAAAGUCAAGAAUUAAUCCACGGUGACGCGAAAACCUUGACCUGGGAAACACUUUACCUGGAAUCUGAACGGGUUGGUUGGACACAGAAUAGGACGGUGGAAACAGGUAUGGAAAACUCCCAGAUUUCCUGCUUAACCUCUCAGACUCCGUCACCAUUUUUUAAAAAAUUUCAAAAAUUCCAUGUUUUUCUGCUAAUUUCUGCUCACCUGCAAACUUAACAUUGUUGAAUGUAAGUAUUAUCGGGAGUUCGGGUUACUUAGAUAAAAAUUGCUUGUGGCGCCUUUUGUACGGCUAAUCUAUGUUCUACUAGUCAUUAGCCCGU
This is a messenger RNA of Hydractinia symbiolongicarpus, 2403 nucleotides long. Its product is annotated as rhodopsin, G0-coupled-like. Gene Ontology annotation, molecular function: G protein-coupled receptor activity. NCBI's taxonomy places the organism in Eukaryota, Metazoa, Cnidaria, Hydrozoa, Anthoathecata, Hydractiniidae. Gene Ontology annotation, cellular component: membrane. The record is from RefSeq and is a predicted model, not a curated record. Gene Ontology annotation, biological process: G protein-coupled receptor signaling pathway. The transcript has a single exon. The coding region runs from base 404 to 1375 and encodes 323 amino acids.